Molecule: messenger RNA, 822 nt
Organism: Coccidioides posadasii C735 delta SOWgp
Lineage: Eukaryota; Fungi; Ascomycota; Eurotiomycetes; Onygenales; Onygenaceae
Molecular function (GO): 4 iron, 4 sulfur cluster binding
Source: RefSeq, a predicted model, not a curated record
AUGCUCCCUGAGGAAGAUGCAAAGAGAGGGCUUAAGAAGCUUGUUGAAGCAGGCAUGAAAAAGCUUAAUGUUGCUGGGGGGGAGUCAUUUCUGCAUCCAGUUUUCCUUGACCACAUUUGCCAAUACAUCAAGGAAACUCUUCAUCUGGAAUCCAUAUCAAUUGUCACCAACAGCAGCAAAGUCACCAAGAAGUGGCUGCAGAAGUACAGAAGGUUCAUCAAUAUUAUAGCAGUUUCCUCCAACUUCUUUGACAAACAGACAAAUAUUGAGAUCAGACAUGGAAGUGGUGACAAUGUUCAGCAACUUUGCUGCAUAAAGGAGUGGUGCCAGUGCUAUGAUGUUAAAUUUAAGAUGAACACUGUUGUUUGCAGCCUCAAUUGGCAAGAGAAUAUGUCUAAGAUGAUUGAAGAGCUGGACCCAUUUCAGUGGAAAUGUUUUCAGGUUCUGCUGGUUGGUGGGGAAAAUGAUAAAAAGAGUGCAAAAGGGCAAGGCAAGCUGUUUGCUAAGUUUGCUAUCACAAAUGAGCAGUUUGAAUCAUUCUGUCACAGGCACAGGCACCUUGAAGAUCAAUUCAUCCCAGAGUCCAAUGCCGUGAUGGCAAAAAGCUAUCUGCUUCUGGAUGAGUAUAUGAGGUUCAUGGAUAAAGGCAAUGGUGUUGAAAAAACAUCAGAGUCCAUUUUGAAGGUGACUGUAACAGAAGCCCUGUCACAAGUCAAGUGGGAUGUGGAAAGUUUCAAAAGACGUGGUGGAAUAUAUGACUGGCAAAGAGUGCCACAAUCUGGGGGAAAUUGUGGAACAGUGGAAACAGAGCUUGAUUGGUAG